Indicator indicator is the source of this 4317-nucleotide messenger RNA. RefSeq names its product zinc finger protein 592 (gene ZNF592). Lineage: Eukaryota; Metazoa; Chordata; Aves; Piciformes; Indicatoridae. The coding region runs from base 148 to 4005 and encodes 1285 amino acids. The record is from RefSeq and is a predicted model, not a curated record. The transcript has 10 exons.
GGGCCCUUCGAGGAGCCGCCUGCGUGGGUGGCACUUUGGGAUCUCCCUCUCGAACAACAUGGUGGGCACCGCUGUGGAAGCUGUGGAGGAGCUGCUGCCCAUCUACCAAAGCCCCCAGGAGUAGCACUGCUGGUGACAGCUUUCACCAUGGGGGACAUGAAGACCCCAGACUUUGAUGACCUCCUGGCUGCUUUUGACAUCCCAGACCCCACCAGCCUCGAUGCCAAGGAGACCAUUCCCUCGGCUGGGGAGGAGAAUGAGAGCCACCUGAAGGCCUCGGGGAUCUGCAUGGAUGAGAACGUGUCCCUGUCCCACUCCCUGCCUCCCCCUGAUGCCCCCGUGGUGAGUGUGAUUGUGAAGAACACCAGUCGCCAGGAGUCCUUCGAGGCCGACAAGGAGGGCAACCACCUGGGGCCUGCGCUGCUCCACAACGGCUUCCGUGGCCCUGACCUGCCGCCCGAGGCUCACGCUCUGGUGCACUCCUAUGGCAAGUUUGAGCCAGCUUUCAUCAACGGUGACAGCUCCAGGUGCUACUCGGAGAAACUGGAGCAGGCCAAGGCAGAGCCUUUGCCCACCUUCAGUCAGUUCAGUCCCAUCUCCAGCCCGGAGCCCGAGGACACGUUCAAAGAGAACAGCGUUGGGGACAAACCCAAACAUGCCCAGACUCCCUACUUCCCUCCACCUUCUGUGUACAUAGCCACAGGAGCUUCGGUGCUGGAUCAGCUGAGGAAGGUCCCAGAGCCUGAGCUGAGCAUGUUUGACCAUUACUGCAAGAAGGAGCAGAAGGUGGAGCUCCCCUGCCAGCCCGGGCGCAGGCUGGAAGCCGGCCGGGGGGAGCAAGACCGAGUAGUGGAGAGGUUUGUGGAGUCAGGCAAGGACUUGGUAGAUACCAGCAGCUUUCUUGGAGAAGGCUUGGUGUUUGGAGAGCGCCCUCACAACAGCCUGGGGGACAGCAAGGGCUCUGCUCCUGAGCUGAACGUGGCCCUGGCGAUGCCGCCGCGCCAGCGCUUGAAGCCCACUCAUUCCAAGCUCUCCUCCUGCGUGGCAGCCUUGGUGGCUCUCCAGGCCAAGAAGGUCGCCUGUGUUCCCAAAGGUGACCAGCCAAGCCCUGCCAAGGACCCUGGGCCUUUCAAAGAUGGGACAAAGGGAAGUCCAAAAAUGCCCAAGUCACCAAAGAGCCCCAGGAGCCCCUUAGAGGUGGUGAGGAAGGCCAGCAAGCAGCCCGAGAGCCCUCACAGCGUCUGCAGUGACAGUAGCGGGAAGGGCUCUCCCUCCAUGGCCGCUGGCUCGCCGCCAGCCAUCCCCAAAGUCAGGAUAAAGACCAUCAAGACGUCUUCUGGUGAAAUCAAAAGGACAGUGACCAGAAUUUUGCCAGAAAACGACGAGCUGGGCAAAUCCUCCGAAGAGUCCCCUGCAGAGACCUCCUCCGCUGAGGAGUUCAGCAAGUCCUUCCCAUCUCCUGACACCAGCGUGGCGAUGGAGGGCGAGGCCGGCCGGGGCUCAGCCAAGAGCGGGGCUGCCGUGGCCAUCCAGCUGCCCGGCAUGGUGAGCCCCUGCCCAGAUGGGCUGAGAGCAGACCUGGCUGACACCAGCACCUGCACCGUGGCCCUGUCCCCCCUGCCCAGCUGUGGCAGUGGUGGCAGCGGUGCCAUCAGAGUGGGCGUCAAGAGGCAGCAGCAGCAGGGUGCGGGGUCACAGUCCUUGGGUGCCACCAGCUCCAGCCUGCUGCCCAAAGCUGUGCACUUGGCCAACCUCAACCUGGUCCCACACAGCGUGGCCGCCUCGGUGACGGCCAAGUCGGGGGCGCCGCGGCGCGGGCAGUCCCAGGUGCCACAGAUGUCGGUGCCACUGGUGCACCAGGUGAAGAAAGCCGCCCCGGUGGCCGUGGAAGCCUUCAGCAGAGUCCUGCACGGCGCCAACCCGGUGCCAGUGUACAGCCCGGACCUCAGCCCACCGCCGGGUGCCAGCAUCAGCCUGCCCGCCGCGGGCUACUGCUGCCUGGAGUGCGGGGACGCCUUUGCCCUGGAGAGCAGCCUGGCACAGCACUACAGCCGCCGCAGCGUGCACAUCGAGGUGCUCUGCACACAGUGCUCCUCCACGCUGCUUUUCUUCAACAGGUGCAGCCUGCUCAAGCAUGCCCGCGAUCACAAGAGCAAGGGCCUUGUCAUGCAGUGCUCCCAGCUGCUGCUCAGACCCAUUUCCGCAGACCAAAUGUUCUCCCCUUCCUCUACCAGCUCCUCGGCCCCCCUGGCUGCUCAGACUCUGCCCUCGGCCUCUCCUCCGAGCACCGGGGCAGGAGCUGCUGGCGCUGCCCAGCCGGCCCUGCCCCUCUACCCCGACCCGCUGCGGCUGGUCCGCCACGUGCUGAAGUGCUUGGAGUGCAACAAGCAGGCCCAGGAUUCUGCAGCUUUGGCAGCUCAUUACCAGAGGACCUCAGAAGAUAGCGAGAGGCUGACGUGCCAGGUGUGCCAGAUGGUGCUGCCCAACCCCUGCAGUUUCUGUGCCCACCAGCGGAUCCAUGCCCACAAGUCUCCCUUCUGCUGCCCCGAGUGUGGUGCCGUCUGCCGCUCUGCCUACCUGCAGCGCCACGUCCGCCACAACUGCCUGCACUACGCCAGGCAGCCUGCGCUCAGGUGCAUCCACUGUGGGGUAGUCUUCAUGACCCUGGCCAUGCUGAAGGUGCACAUCCAGGAGAAGCACUGUGAGGUCUUCCACAAGUGUUCUUUUUGCCCCAUGGCCUUCAAGUCUGCCGACAGCACUGUGGCACACAUGGGCAGCCAGCACCCUGCAGAGCCCCACAGGAAUACUCAGGUGAUCUACAAAUGCUCAUGUGAGACAGUCUUCAACAAGAAGAAGCUGCUCCAAGAGCACUUCCAGCAGAACACCAAGCAGCUGCUGGUGGGGGUGUUCAAGUGCCCUCAGUGCCAGCUGGUCUACAUGCAGAAACAGCAGCUGAUGCAGCACGUGAAGGCUGUCCAUGGAGUCCCCCAGAACCCUGAGGAGCUCUCCAGCUUCCGACAGAGAUCUGAGAAGGCAUCAAGGAACCAGGUUCAGAGCCCACCAAAGGAGCUGUCAGUAGCCAACAGGACUUCCCACUCCUCCCUGCUGAGGAAGGACUUGAGUCUGGAAGGACACAAUUCUGAAGCCAAGUCCAGGCUGAGGAGAACUGGUUGGACUUGCAAAGAAUGCUCCCAGUGGAUCCCUGAUCGGGAGACCUAUGUGUCCCACAUGAAGAGAAACCACGGCAGGGCCAUGAAGCGCUUCCCGUGUCGGCAGUGCGAGUGCUCCUUCAACGCCUCCAACAGCCUGCGCCGCCACAUCCGCAACAACCACGACACAGCCAGGAAGCUCUACACCUGCUGGUACUGCACAGAUGAAAACCAGACAUUUCCUCAGCCCUUCAUGCUGGAGAAUCACAUCAGCCUCAUGCAUGGCAUCAAGGACCCAGACCUGUCCCAGAUGGCCAAAGCAAAAGCUGCAGAGGGAGACCCAGCAGAGGCAAAAUCUCCAAAGAGGACGGCAAGGGAGGAGUCUGGUGAGGCGGAGAGCGGCACGGCCCCGGAGGCGCCGGCGGCCAAGAGACUGAAGGGGCGCUGGAGGUGCGCCAAGUGCGGCUUCGCCACGGCGCUGAGCGCCGAGUUCCGCCGGCACAUCCCCCAGCACCGCGCCGACAGCAGCAGCUCCCAGUGCCCUCUCUGCGGCCUCUGCUACACCUCCCACAGCUCCCUCGGCAGGCACCUCUUCAUCGUGCACAAAGUCAGAGAGGAUGACGAGGAGGAGGAAGAGGAAGAGGAGGAGGAGGAGGCGAGGCUCAAGUUGCAGGGGGAGAGGAGCACGAACGGACAGGAGGGGCACAACGGCGAAGUGAAGGCUGUGGCAGAGGGCAGCCUGCAGUGCCAGGAAUGCAGGAGGGACUCGGCUCUCUGUGGGCACAGGCAGACAUGUGGCACAGAGGGGCCCCAGGGCACCUUGCAGAACAAUCACUCGAAGGCUCUGCAGACUUAACCCCCCCUUUGGCUGGUUGGGGUCUGUUGGGGUUUUCUUGUUGUUGGGAGGUUUUUACUCAAAACGCAGGGGGUGGCUGGGGCUGAUCUUUGAUGUACUGUGGGGGUCCCUCGGGCUGGACGUGGCUUCCCAUUAACCUCUGUUUGCAGGGGAAAUGUCACCCAGACAAACCAAACCAAGCCAACCCUGCCAUUGCAUCUCAAGCACUCACCCUCUGCCAGAGCAGAGAGGGGAAAAGGGAAGGCAGGGCAAGAAUCCUCACUGAAGCCUGGCCCACUCCUGCGGAUCAAGGAGCACUUUCUGCAGCUGCAA